Symbiodinium sp. CCMP2592 is the source of this 3165-nucleotide messenger RNA. NCBI's taxonomy places the organism in Eukaryota, Dinophyceae, Suessiales, Symbiodiniaceae. The record is from the annotation of a GenBank genome assembly.
AUGGCGGGUGGCCAGAGAACUUUGGACAUCCCAGAGAUGCAAAUGCUAGUGGAGUUUCCAGGUGACGCUCAAGGGCUUGACUAUCACCAUCGGAUUUUGUGGUUCCGAGUGGACCGCUCAGUCUGGAUCAUCUCAUCACCGGAUGGUGAUGUGUACGAAGAAGAUUAUAAUGGUGUCACGGUCUUGCCUCUGCCUAGAAACGGCCCUUAUCCUGCCGGUUAUGCGGGUCAGAUGUACGUUCCCAACAACGCGAACCUGAUGGCCGAAUAUCCAGACCUACGACAGCAGGCUGAAACUUUGGCUACGGUGCGUGGGUGUUUGGACAGGCCAGGUGUCGCGGCUGGUCCUCCAGCGGCUCAAUCUGGGGCCUGGCGGGUGGCAGAUGUUGAUUCCAAGAGGUUCGGUGAGAUCGUGCCUCCUGGUGAUCUGACAGACCCCACUGGCAACGUGCAUCUGAUAGUUGGUGACCAGCAAAAGCGAUUGCAUCUCCUUGGUGACGCAUUGGUCAGCCUUGAGCUUGUCAAUGAUUUCGAUGCAUGGAAAGAGAGAAAACGGCCAGGUCUGCCAGGCGGCGACGCAGGAGACUUGAGGUUGAUGGCAUGUGAGAAGCUUGCGUCGGGGAAGCGACAGCUUACCUUGACGCGUGCCCUGGAGAAGAUGAGUGACAGCAAAUUCGAUGAUUCGCCGCAUCGUGGACCGAAGGCAGUUCGGGAGUUCUUGGAGUCAGUGGCUGAGAACGGUGGAGAUUUGACAACGUAUCAUGCUUCAUUUCUUCGAAAGUCAGGGCUCUCGGACAACAGUGCAGCUGCCCACGAAUAUAAGAAUCUCAUCUCCAUCCUCAAGCUCGCCGUCAGCUAUGAUCAAGUUGAUUGCAGUAAUCUUGCAUGCAUCGAGCAGGUUGUUAGACGCUUGCUGGAGAUCCAAGUCGCUGUCCGUCGGAAUCCGAAGCACCCGACCUUUGAUGCCUUUGACUACAACACUCGUGGCACGGUUGAUGAGGUCGGCGGAGCAAGGGCGGGUGGCUAUGCCGAGUGGAUUGCAGAGCAGCAGAAGAUUGAGGCUAAGACUUUGAAGUCAACCAGGGAGUGGCGCGAAGAGCAAGCCAGUGAACGGCGUCGUGCUGGUCGGUUCAAUCAGGACAAGGAUGAUGACGAGGAGGCGGACCCAUCUGGGGGAAAGAAGAGCAAGAAGAAGAAGAAGAAGGGCGGCCCAUCGGAGGCCUCAGCUUUGAAGAGGCUGGCAUCCGGUGUCAGAAACAUGGGAGGGUGCCCCGUUGGCAUGAAUCCGAAGGACUGUUUUCAAGACAUCUUGAAGUCCAAGGACCUCUAUUCGUUGUCUUCGACGACAGUUGCUCCUUACAACCCUGACCUCCUGAAGGUCACCAAGUCAGAGACAGUUCCUAAGGAAGCCACAAGUUUGCUUCCACCAACCGAAGCAGAGUACUUACUGGACCCUUUAAGUCACAUUGUGAGGAAUCAGUCUGAGAUUGAUGCUUGGACAAGGCAGAAUAGCAGCUUUCAGCCUUAUUGGGAUGAGUCACUGCGGCGAGAUCGUUCCCUGCGGAUGGACCUGUACCGACAGCUGCAUCGCAAGUCAUUGCUCAGUUUCAGAAAGGUUAUCUCUGCCAAGGUUGGAUUGUUCUUCGUUUGGAAGGCCAGUCGUAAAGGCAUCAGAAUGAUAGUGGAUGCCAGGAUGACAAACGCAUGUCAUCGCUCCCCUCCUCGCACCCGCCUUGGAGGAGCCACAGCCCUGAGCGAGGUCGACGCUUUUAUGGAGGGACCUGACUUGGCAUGUCCUCUUCACAACUGUGGUGGGUUGGUCGAGUUACCUACCGCCCUGUUUGGUGAUACUGCUGAUGUGAGUGAUGCCUUCUAUCAAUUCAGCGUGUGGCCCCUGGCCGAAUGGUUUGGACUAGACGAUCCCGUCACUGCUUCGGAGUUCAACGUCAGCCAGGUCUGGUGUGCGGCGUCACAAUGCUAUGUCAACGUUGAGCCUAAUGAGAAGCUGUUCCCAGUCUUCACGGGGAUGCCGCAAGGAUGGGCUUGGGCAUUGCAUCUCUGCAACACGGCCGUCGAGUAUGGCAUGAGCAAGAGCAUUCCUCCGGCGCGCUUUGUGAAAGAGGGCCUUCCUGCUCCUGAUCCGAUGGUGCACCACUCAUUUGAUGAAGCGGUUGAACACCUCGAGCGGGCAGGCUUCGUGCUGCAUGAGCUCGAGCGGGGCCUUCACGAGAUUUCGAACGUGGGGAUUGUGUUGCACACCCGGGAGAUGAAGAUCAGGCACUCAAAGAAGCGAACGUGGCGGUUGUACCUGGCCCUGAAACACUUGCUUCGACUGAAGAAGGUGACUUCAGAGGCAUUGCGAAUGAUUGCUGGUCACAUCGUUCAUUUCUUCUCGAUCUGCCGGCCAGGGCUUAGUUGUCUGCAUCACGUUUACAAGUUCAUAUACCGCUGGCUGGAUGGAAAAGCACAUAUUCUGCCAGGGCCAGUGAAGCGUGAGCUGCGCAUAAUCGUAGGGUUAAUCCCGCAGGUUGAGGUCGACAUGGCUGCGCCUUACAAUGAUGUCAUUUAUUGUGGUGACUCCAGUUCAUAUGGCUACUGUGUGCAAGUGUCACCUUCAACGGCUGCCGAACAGAGGGAGUUGUUCAGGUUCCAUGAACGCUGGCGCUUUGUGCAAGUUGAAGAAGGCAUCGGUGUUGGUUUAGGUUCGCAUCAUGGGUGGUCCGCUGACUUUGAGAUGCCAGAUUUGGCAUAUGUUCAUUGGCUUUGUGACCGUAUAGGGAUACCCCAUCCCUCCACUGGACAGCUUGAGGCUGGUACCGCUGAGGAUGGUCGGGCCAACAAACACUCAAGACGCUUUCAGUCCAUAGAUUUGGUUGGUUUGGUUCCGAAACUGCCAGACACCUUACUUGCGCCCUCCCGAUGGCAGACAGUCAUCAAGAGGCUAUGGAAGCACUCAGAGGCCAUUCAUAUGAAAGAAGGCCGGGUUGCAUUGAUGGGGCUACGACGCGCGGCUAAGGAUCACCGCACCCACGGCAAGCGCUUGCUGUGCCUGUGCGAUAACCUUGCUGCUGUCUGUGCCUUUGAUAAAGGGCGAGCGAAAGACUUUAGCUUGCUGGCUCUGUGUCGUCGAGCAAGUGCAUUGCAGAUUUGUACCCGGAUCCGCUGA